This is a messenger RNA of Chiroxiphia lanceolata (lance-tailed manakin), 2611 nucleotides long. RefSeq names its product leukemia inhibitory factor receptor-like. The record is from RefSeq and is a predicted model, not a curated record. The coding region runs from base 1 to 2169 and encodes 722 amino acids. Gene Ontology annotation, molecular function: cytokine receptor activity; cytokine binding. NCBI's taxonomy places the organism in Eukaryota, Metazoa, Chordata, Aves, Passeriformes, Pipridae. Gene Ontology annotation, biological process: cytokine-mediated signaling pathway. Gene Ontology annotation, cellular component: external side of plasma membrane; signaling receptor complex. The transcript has 15 exons.
AUGAAGAACUCUCUGCUCACAGCUGUCUUUUUACUUGCAACAGAUUUCUGCAGCUGCACGAGCUGGAACUCUUCGUUCUGCUGGCAGCUCCCAGACUGGGACAAUGAAUUGGUGUGCUACAGAGAAUUCAGUGAGGAUCUAACCUGUACCUGGCUGCCAGUACCUAGUGCUCCUAAUACAGUUAAUUAUACUAUAUACUUAAAAUGGAACAAAAUACGAAAACUUUUUCAACGAAACACAUCAUCCCCUUACAUCACAAUUGAACGAAAGAAUCUCUACAUUGAGCGAUUUGCAUACAUUUGGAUAGCAGUGAAUUACGCUCAGGCCAGCUGUGUAAAAGGAAGGAACAUCUCAGUUUUACUAAGCAAAGCAGGGAGGUGCUUGACACCAUCUAACAUAAAUGCUCAUCAGAUCACAAACCGGUUGAUAAUAAAGUGGGACCCGCCCACAACCCCUACACCAUAUGAGCUGAGAUACAGAGAGACGCUCACAGAAUCCACUCAGUGGACCGUGGUGCCUGUAGAAAGCAAUGCUGUCAAUAUCACCAUUUUGAAUUUAAAUGCUGUGUCUUCAUACAUCGUUCAGCUCAGAUGCAUAGCCAACGGUGGUCUGAACUGUGUUUGCGUUUGGAGCAAAGAGAUUUUUGUCCCUCACAAACUCAUGAAUAAGCCAAGAAUAUCAUAUAAUGUAACUACGCAAAUCUCUCCAGGAAGAAGAAGUGUUCUUCUGAAGUGGGAGGUAACACAAAGUGAGAACAUCCUUGGAUAUUUUGUCAGUGUGGAAAGAAUACCCAACAGUUGCAGUGAUUCACCAAAUCGCAUCUUUCUCAAUGACAGAAAAAUUCUUCUAAAUCUCUCCAUGGCUUACUAUAGAGUUAAUAUUUCUGCCCAUAAUGAAGCAGGAGAAUCUCCACAAGCCAUCUACAUUGUCCCAGAAUUCUCUGCAAUAGACUUACCUGGUCAAAUUCAUGUCAAACGCCAGGGAACUAAUGCCAUUGUCACCUGGACUCCAGAAUACAAUCCAAAAUGUUUUGUGGUUGAUUGGGGCACUGGUAAAGAGGAUAUGCACAUGAAAAUAAUAACUACAGCUACUGGAAAUUUCACGCUAGAUAAUUUUCAGCCUUAUAAGUUGUACAAAAUAGUGGUACAUGCAUCUGAUGUGUGUCGGUGUGAAAGUUUCAUAAGACAUGAAAAGACUUUUGGAGUGACGCGCUUUUACUUUGUGGAAGGAGUUCCUAGGACUGGUCCCACUAAUGUGACAAUUCUGAAUAUCACAAAGCAUUCUGCACUUGUGAAGUGGAAUGAAAUAGCUGCUGAAGACCGUUUGGGCUUUCUCCGGGGAUACAGAAUCAGCUACACGGAUUCAUCAAGGAAAAAGUCUCUGGCUGUUACUCUCAAUUCUUCUACCACAAGUUACCAUCUUACUGGACUGAAGGAAAAAACCAUCUAUCGUGUGCAGAUUUCAGGAUUCACUGAUGCUGGAGAAGGACCUCUGACUCUAUCACAACCUUUCAGCACUCCAAAAUAUGAUAAAGGAUUUGAAGGUUUUGUGAUUGGCCUUUUCCUCAGCACUAUAUUCGUUCUGGUUUUUGCACCUCUCACUUGUUCUUUGGUGCUUCAAAGAUUGAAAAUAUCAUGCUGGCCCAGCGUACCAAGCCCAAGAAACAGUAGUGCACUCCAAGAAAUGACUAACUGGAAACCUGUUUCAAGUUCACUGCUUCAGGCCCUGUCAGACAAUGACACCACCAGUCUUUUUGUUAUAGAGCAUAAGUCAAAGGCUCCUCUGAAGAUUGGCCUCUUUACAGAUGGUGGAGAAGACAGCACGUGUGACACCUACCAGUCAGAAAAACCUAGCAAUAACAUAGACAUAAGCCAGAGGCAUGAAGAAAUCCCUGCAGAAGCAGUUACAAGUGAAGAAGGUAUCAUUUCCUUUACAGUACCACUCUUGAGUGACUACACCAGCAUGGAUUUCAGUCAGAAAGCCCUGAUGAGUCUGACAGUGAAGCUUCCUGAAAGAGCUGCUCAUCCUCAUCUGGAAAUGGAACUAAGCAGUAAGCCUGCACAAACUGUGCAUAAGGUAUUGUUUGCUCCCCAAGACUACCUCAAACAAAGCCAGGUAGUACUGUUGUCAUCUGGACCAACUUCCAUUGGACAAGUCAUUUUGAACUGAAGCCUCUUCAUAAUUUUCCAAACUUCCAAAACUUCUGAUACUUGACUAGGGUCAUUAGGACUGUAUAGGACAGUGAGCUUGGGGCAAUAGUUGUCUCUACUUCAGAAAAAUUUCUUGGUGAGAUAGAUUGAUUACACAAUUAGAUUAGCUAUUUCACCACAGUCAUUCUGUGGAAAGUCCUACCAUCUUACAGGGGACUAUAGGAAAAACCUUCCAGUAAGAUACCUCUUGCUAGAUACUUAGUCCCAGGGCACUCAGGAGCCAUUCAAACUUCCGCUCUAAGCACAGCGUUUUUGUUGCCAUCAGCAAAAUUCUUUAACUACUAUGACCAGUUUAAGAUCUGAUUUUCAGACCUCAUAAGUUCUUCUUAAGUAAAAUUACAUCAUAAAUAAAAAAAAUCAGCAAAAGUAUCUACACUCCAAAGAAGCUCCCCAGCAGGUCA